Molecule: messenger RNA, 3374 nt
Organism: Pimephales promelas (fathead minnow)
Lineage: Eukaryota; Metazoa; Chordata; Actinopteri; Cypriniformes; Leuciscidae
Source: RefSeq, a predicted model, not a curated record
GCCUACAUAGAAACGGUUGGAAAUGUUGCCGUUAAAUAAUAAGCCACGGCAAAGAAAUAAUACAAAUAUCUGGGCGAGGAGGAAAAGACUGUCAGUAAAGUUGAAAAUCCUGUUAUUAUUAUCAGUCUGUCAGUUUGAUGGCUUACUCACAGAAGUGUGUGGCUGAUAAUUUGACUUUUGCUCAACACCUCACCGUUUUAAGAGUAUAAAGCCUCCAUCAGACGCUUCCCAUCAGAAGAGAAGCUCAAGAUCGUAAGAAGCAACUCAACAUGAGGAGGAUUCACCGCCUGCUGGGUUUUCUUGCAAGCCUGGUGCUUGUUAUUCACGCAGGACCGAUUCUACAGCCUGUUGAUGAUUAUGAAAUUGCAAAGAAUUACCUGAAGAACUUCUACAAUGUGGAAUAUAAACUUCCUAGUGUCCCUAGUUCUGCAGCCAAAGAGCGAGUAGAUCCACUGGCUGAUAAAUUGAGACUGAUGCAGAAGUUUUUUAGGCUUAAGGUCACUGGAACGCUGGACGAAGAAACACUGGCGCUGAUGAAGAAGCCCCGCUGUGGAGUUCCAGAUGUCGCUGCGUACUCCACGUUUGGAGGCAGUCCCAAAUGGCAGACCAACAAGCUCACGUACAGGAUUGAGAACUACACCCCUGACAUGUCAGUAGCGGAGGUGGACGAUUCCAUCAGAAGAGCCCUGCAGGUGUGGGCAGACGUCACUCCUCUGAGGUUCACCCGGAUCUACAGUGGCACAGCAGACAUCAUGAUCUCAUUUGGAACAGGAGAUCAUGGCGAUGGUAUAGCAUUUGAUGGACCAGGCAAAACUUUGGCUCAUGCUUACGCUCCCUCAUCUGGAAUUGGUGGAGAUGCACAUUUCGAUGAUGAUGAGUUUUUCACUUUCCAUUCACCAGGUAUUGUCCUGUUCUUGGUGGCUGCCCAUGAGUUCGGUCACUCUUUGGGUCUUUCUCAUUCUGGCGAUCGUGGCGCUCUGAUGUUUCCCCAUUACACCCUCCCAGAUCCGGGUCGUUUCUCUCUGUCCUCUGAUGACAUCAAUGGGAUUCAGUCGCUCUAUGGCCCAAACAGAGACAGACCUGAUGACUUACCAACUAAGUCUUGUGACCCUUUUGAUGCUGUUACAACUUUUAGUGGAGAAACAAUGUUCUUCAAGGACAGCUUUGUCUGGCGUAGUUCUCCGAGCGGAAGUGUGACAAAACAUCUAAUCAGAAAAUUGUGGUCCAACGCCCCGGUUUAUGUAGAUGCUGCUUACGAGGAUCCAGUGGAAGAAAAACUUUUCCUAUUCAAAGGUAAACAAGUCUGGGCUUUUAAAAGCAACAUUGUUGAGCCGGGCUAUCCCAAGCCUCUCAGCAGCUUUGGUCUGCCACCAUCUGUGACAAAAAUCAGUGCUGCCGUCCACGACAAAAACUCAGGAAAAACACUGCUCUUCUUUGAGAAAUAUUACUAUAGCUAUAAUGAGAUGAUGAAGAAGAUGGAUGGAAAUCCCAAACGAGUGGCAGAUGGAUUUCCAUCAGUGACUGGAGAGGUCACAGCAGCCCAUCUGAUCGACGAUAACAUUUAUCUCUUCAGUGGGACAAAUGUGUAUGAGUUCGGCAGCAGCAGGAACCUCCUCCGUGUGCUGAAGAACGAUCACUUCCUGUCCUGUUAUUCUCCUGUCCCACCCCCGCUAAUCCCACUGCUGAUUGGAAAUGAUAAAACUCGGGACAGGCCCCUUAGACGACCUAGACUCAUAAAAGGCAGAAACAGAGACUCUGGAGGACACUUUUCUUUCCCUCCAGAGGAACAGGACUGUAGUAUGGGGCACUCGACAGCUCUAGUUCUGACACUCGUGGUGUGUUCGGCUCUUUGUGAAGGCGCACCAACGACUGCAUCACCAGAAGACCAUCAAAUAGCGGAGGCUUAUCUGUCACAGUUCUACAGGGACAAUAAUGCGACUGAAUCCCGCAGCAGAACCAUGUUCCUCCCAGAUCUAGAAAAGGAGCUGAAGGUCAUGCAGGCGUUUUUUGGACUGGAGGUCACGGGCAAGCUGGACUCAAACACUCUUGAGACGAUGAAGCUGCCGCGCUGUGGAGUCACCGAUGUGGCCAAAUUCAACCACUUCCAGGGCAGACCCAGCUGGAAGCAGAGCGUUGUAACAUACAGAAUUACUGAAUAUACAUCCCAGUUGAGCCAGAGAGAUGUGGAUGCCAUUAUUGCCAAAGCUUUCCAGCUCUACAGUGACGUUAUCCCACUCGAUUUCAAACAGAUCUACAGUGGCACAGCUGAUAUCAUGAUUCUCUUCAAAGCUGGAUAUCAUGGAGAUUUUUACCCGUUUGAUGGGCCUAAUGGGGUUUUGGCUCACGCCAACUCGCCCGGUCCAGAGCAGGGAGGAGACACACACUUUGAUGAUGAUGAGACGUGGACUCAAAGUUCACGAGGUAUAAACCUGCUUUUGGUGGCUGCUCAUGAAUUCGGACAUGCACUGGGACUAGAUCACUCCAGAGACCCUUCAGCUCUCAUGUAUCCAACCUACCGAUACGUCAACACCAAUGGCUACACACUUCCCCGUGAUGACCGGCUCGGGGUCCAGGCCCUGUAUGGUGUUCGAGCGUCAAUAGGUAAACCAGAGGCAAAACCAGAACCAGAACCAGAACCAAAACCCAAUCCUGAACCAAACCCACCAGAACCGUGCAAGCGUGACUUGGUAUUUGAUGCGGCAGCCAGCGUUCGUGGAGAACUGUACUUCUUUAAACAUGGGUAUUACUGGAAAAAGGGCUACUACAGUGGACUUUCAAGGCAUGAAAUCAAAUCUACCUGGCCAUCCAUUGACUCUGUGGAUGCUGCGUAUGAGUUCAGCGGCAGAGACGUUAGCUUCCUUUUCAAUGGUCAGCAGUAUUGGGGAAUAAAAGGCAGCACUACCAUGCCUGGAUAUCCCAAACCCAUAACCAAAUUUGGAUUUCCCACAUAUGUGAAAAAGAUUGAUGCGGCCGUACACGUGAAAUCAACCGGACGCACUUUGUUCUUUGUUGGAAGCAAAUACUGGAGCUUCAAUGAAAGAACAGGCCAGAUGGACAAAGGCUUUCCUAAAACUAUUCAGCAUCAUUUGCCUGGCAUUGGCUCACAAGUGGACGCGGCUUUUGAAAAUUAUGGUUACCUGUAUUUCUCAGAAGGUCCCAGGCAAACGGAGUAUGAUUUCUCCUCGAAACGAGUGAAUCGUGUUCUGUUGAACUAUGGAUGGCUGAACUGCUACUAAACAUUUAACUGAAAAUGUAGAAAAUGUCAGUCUCAGUAUUCCUAAUAAUGUACCUCUUCAAUGUUGUACAGAAAAUGCCACAAUGUAUGAAUGUAUGAUUUUUAUUUUAGAAAUAAAUAUGAUUAAUAUUCACAAAAA